This is a messenger RNA of Betta splendens (Siamese fighting fish), 1326 nucleotides long. RefSeq names its product PLAC8 like 1 (gene plac8l1). The coding region runs from base 472 to 975 and encodes 167 amino acids. The transcript has 5 exons. Lineage: Eukaryota; Metazoa; Chordata; Actinopteri; Anabantiformes; Osphronemidae. The record is from RefSeq and is a predicted model, not a curated record.
GUUUGUUUUGAGCCUGUCUGCAGACGGUUUCACUACGUGUGCUUCUGGCACGUACCGCUCCCCUCACCUCUUUCCCCCAAUGCUGAAACCUAAAGGUCAGCGCCAGAGCACAGGAAAUGCACGAAUGCAUGAACCGCUGGUGUUUGCCUGGUUCUGAAAUGCGUCUUUCACUUCUUGACUCCAAGUCUGUGCUGCUGCCUUAAGGCCUGAUGUGUAUCUGCCUUCCCUCCGCUGGCUGCGUUAUAGCGGGACGCGGUAAAGUGGAGACAGAAGACAACUCGACUUAUCUUGGUCACGCAGCUUCUGGCCCGGCCGCCCGGCUGCUGCUUUAUCAGCCUCCACACACGCCCGCUCGCUGGGGAAGUGUCACUCCUCCCCCCUCCACCUCCUCGUUGCUGCUGACUUCCUGCUCGCCCUCCGCUCUCUCAUCUCCGCGCCUCACCCCCCUCUGGAUGCCAGUUGCUUCCAGUCAUGGAGCAGACGACAGUCACACAUCAGCCGGAGCUGUCACUUCAAGACGAGGAGGUGGUGGUUUUCACCGCAGGCGGUGACGACCGCUGGAGGUCAAACAGCGUCCCUGCAGCCGCGGGCCCAGUGCUCACGCAGCCCGGCCUCGGCGUCACCACGACAACCAUUACCACCAUCACGCAGACGGGGGGAGGCUGGAGCACCGGCCUGUUCGACGUGUGUGGAGACAAGACUACAUGCGUCCUCGGGGCUCUGGCUCCGUGCUGCCUGGACCUGAGUUUAGCUCAGCAGUACGGUGAGUGUCUGUGCAUGCCUCUCCUGCCAGGAUCCACCUUCGCCAUACGAGUCGGGAUCAGGGAGCGCUACAAGAUACGGGGCAGCGUGUGUGAGGACUGGACCACAGUGUAUUGCUGUUACCCUCUGGCUGUAUGUCAGAUGAUAAGAGAAAUGAAGCAGCGGAUGAAGACUCAGAUGUAUCAUGUGUCCACCGCCCUUGUGAGCUCCUGAAGAGACUUCAGACCUCUCUGUUUGCACUGCAUCACAGACUGAACAAUGAGCUCAUGAUCAGAUUAAUUACAGCAGGUUUAUGUGGUUAUCUUCAUCAGAAUCCUAUAAAAAAUCCCGCUUGCUUUUAUUAUUUUGUGACCAAGGCUGAGAAAGUCCUAAAAAUGAGGGAUGUGCAUCAUCUGUAUGAUUUGUGGCAACCAUUUAAUUUAAUUUAACCUGCGAAAGGUCUCCAGACAGUCUUCAGAAGGGAAGAUGAAUGGAGGAGGCGUUCUGGACCUUGAGGCGUAAAAUUCGAUCUACAGAUCCUUCUAAUCAAUCUCAUUUUCAUAAUUAAACAAGAAAUGACAUCUA